AUGGCAAAGAAACAAAACCCAACUACUAAAGAUCUAAAAGCACAAAUUAAAGAAAUAGAAGAAAAAAUGUUUGGCUUAAAAAAUAAAAAACAGAAGGCAGCACUAGAGAAACAAAUAGAAGCUUUACGUAUUAAAGACGCGGAGCUUAAAAAGACUAAAGUUAAAAAAGAAGUUACAGCAGUUAUACAAAAAAUUCCUGUAGGUGUUGAUCCCAAAACAGUUCAAUGUAUUAAUUUUAUUAAUAAAGUUUGUAAAGAAGGAGAUAACUGUAGAUUUGCACAUGAAACAAUUAAAAAAGUUGAAAAUGGCGCAUCAGAAGUCGCAAAUAAAGGCCCUAGGCAUGUGUGUAGAUUCUUGUUAGAUGCUAUUAAUAAUAAUGAAUUUAAUAGUUCGUGGAAAUGUCCAUUCCCAAAAUGUAAUGAUAUACAUAAACUUAUAGAUUUACAAGGAGAUGCAACAACAGAAUUAAGUUUAGAAGAAUAUCUUGAAUUUAGCAGACAAUCUCUUGGGGACAAUUUAACUCCAUUGACAGAAGAAACAUUUAACCAAUGGAAAGAAAAAAAAGUCGAAGAAGAAAUGGAACAUCAAAAGAAAAUUCAAGCUUUAUCUUCUGGACCAAAAGGUUUAGAGCUUUUUGAAAGUAAACCAGAGAUGUUUAUGGAUGAUGAAGAAGCAGUAGAGUUAGAUUACAGAGAAAGAUGCUAUUCAGAUGAUGAAGAAGACACCCCUCCAAUUUAA
Molecule: messenger RNA, 738 nt
Organism: Vairimorpha ceranae
Lineage: Eukaryota; Fungi; Microsporidia; Nosematidae
Product: ccch-type zinc finger-containing protein
Exons: 1
Coding region: 1-738 (245 amino acids)
Biological process (GO): cytoplasmic translation
Cellular component (GO): cytosol
Molecular function (GO): mRNA binding; metal ion binding
Source: RefSeq, a predicted model, not a curated record